Xenopus laevis (African clawed frog) is the source of this 875-nucleotide messenger RNA. RefSeq lists its product as uncharacterized. The record is from RefSeq and is a predicted model, not a curated record. The transcript has 7 exons. Lineage: Eukaryota; Metazoa; Chordata; Amphibia; Anura; Pipidae. Bases 42 to 875 code for a protein of 277 amino acids.
CAAAAUCAAAUAACAAAAUCAAAUAACAUCUACAUUCUACAAUGAACACUUUAACGAAAAGACUUUGGAAAUGUAUUUCUUAUUGCUUUCCAUUUCGUAAAAAGAAACCUAAUGACAAUGCUGUUGAAGAAAUUGAGAUCAAACAGGAAUCACUAGAAAAACAACCUAUUGAAGCUAAUAGUGAAAGAGAAACGAGUUAUGAAGUAAACAGCGAAAGAGAAACAACUAUUGAAGCUAAUAGUGAAAUAGAAACGAGUAAUGAAGUUAAUAUCGAAAGAGAAACAACUAUUGAAGCUAAUAGUGAAAUAGAAACGAGUAAUGAAGUUAAUAUCGAAAGAGAAACAACUAUUGAAGCUAAGAGGAAAAGUGAAACUGCUAAGAAGCCUAAUGUUUCACCUGAACGGGAUAAAUUGUACUGUGACGAAUGUGUAUCCAGACAGAAGAGAUGCUUCAAAGACCAGGUUAAAACAGCAGUUGCAGUAAGUAAUGUACCAGCACCAGGAAUUCUUUUAGUCUAUGUUGUGAAUAUAAGUAUAUUAGGAGAAAAAAACCUAAAAAUGACAUUGCACAGAGAGUCCAUCUCCUACAAUAAUAAGAACAUUUUCUGGACUGACUACAACGUAUUCACUGACUUCGAGAGAGGCCUAAUAAGUAGAGGAUGGGUGAAGAAAAUUGCCCCCACCUUCAAUGCUGGUCCCAAGGAAACUAUAUUUUGUGACCCAACAUAUGGACAUAAGAUUAUAAGUCUUUAUGACAUACAACCCAGCCUCCUCCUGUCUCGCAAUAUAAUUCAACUCCCUCUUCUGAAAGAGGAUCAGAUAACCAAUCACUUUUACAGUGUGCACUUCACAAGCAAGGUGAGCCAACUGCAGUGA